Messenger RNA from Striga asiatica, 435 nucleotides. The record is from the annotation of a GenBank genome assembly. Lineage: Eukaryota; Viridiplantae; Streptophyta; Magnoliopsida; Lamiales; Orobanchaceae.
AUGUUUUUGCUCAUGAUAUGGAGAAAAAAUGGGGAAAACCUGUUUAUAUGGUUCAAGCUAGAAAUCUUUUACCCAGAUGUCAUUGAAUCUUACAUGCCAUCUGGGAGCGGAAGGACAUAUUCUCACACAAUCGAAAGCCACCAUAAUAUGAUGGUUGGGUUCACGACUGCAUUGGAUUCACAAAAAGAAUUCAACUCUCAGAUGAGGGCCAUUCUUGUGGAUUGGCUGGUUGAAGUUUACAAGAAGUUUGAACUGAUGCCUAAUAGCAUGUACCUUACUAUGAACAUCUUAUUCAAGGAGAGGGCAUCAAUUGUCAAUGAUUUCAUAGCUAUAUCAGACAACGCUUACGUAAGAGAGGAAGUGCUUCUCAUGGAAGAAGACGACGAUAAAGUUUCUUGCUUUGGAUUGACAAUGGCUUUUGAUGCUAAAAUAGAG